Messenger RNA from Pseudophryne corroboree (corroboree frog), 10495 nucleotides. Its product is annotated as oocyte zinc finger protein XlCOF22-like. NCBI's taxonomy places the organism in Eukaryota, Metazoa, Chordata, Amphibia, Anura, Myobatrachidae. Gene Ontology annotation, molecular function: DNA-binding transcription factor activity, RNA polymerase II-specific; RNA polymerase II transcription regulatory region sequence-specific DNA binding. Bases 261 to 2525 code for a protein of 754 amino acids. Gene Ontology annotation, cellular component: nucleus. The record is from RefSeq and is a predicted model, not a curated record. Gene Ontology annotation, biological process: regulation of transcription by RNA polymerase II; urogenital system development; embryo development. The transcript has 8 exons.
CUUCGCUCGCCACGCUUCGGGCACGGUGGCUCGCUUCGCUCACCACCUAAUUACUAAAGGUAAUAGUUGGUGGCGUGGAUAGUAGAGGAACUAUCCCGCUGGCCUAGCUCCUCCCCCUUGCGUCGUAACUCCUCCCCCUUACGGAAAAGGUCCCUUAGCCCACUUGAUUCUAGCAUCUACCGCUGCAGCCUGUCAUUGUCCGUCGUGAUAAGACCACUGAGCUGUGAGGAACCAGAGUGUUUACUAGAUGUCACGUGAGGAUGAGAUGCAUCACUGAUUCCAUGAGAAUGGAGAACGACAGCAAUCGCAUGUCUGAGAGGAUCCUAAAUCUCACCCUGGAGAUCAUCUACCUGCUGACUGGGGAGGAUUACACAGUUGUGAAGAAGAUAUCUGUUGAGUCUGAGACACCCAGCAUCCGUCCACGUGAGUCAGGGGGACUGAGCAGGACCCAGAGCUCCAUCACAGUGCCUCCACCUCACUCACUGAUACAUGGGAGGCACAAUGACCAGAAGAUCCUAGAACUUACCAAAAAGAUAAUUCAGCUGCUGAUUAGAGAGGAGGAGGAGUAUGUAGAGGAACACAGGGGUCUGUACAAGGACGUGAUGAUGGAGAAUCACCGGCCCCUCACAUCACUGGAUGGACCCAGUAACAGAGAUACCCCAGAGAGAUGUCCCCGUCCUCUGUAUUCCCAGGAUUGUACAGAGGAGAAUCACAGGAUCCCACAGGAGGAUCAGGUUGAAUAUCUGACUAAUAUUAAGAUAGAAAAUAAAAGGGAGGAAGAAGAGACGUAUGAGACUGAUAAUAAGGCAGAAGAUAUACAGGGGGAAGAGCAGACGUAUUUGACUGAUAAUAUGGUAGAAGAUAUGGAGGAGGAAGAGGAGACAUACCCGAGGGGUGAGCAGCAGUGUGAGGAGGAGGAAAUCCUUACAGAUAUCAGCACAGAUGGUCCCAUGAAGAGGACAGGCUCCUACAGAAAGUCCCCUCACAAAGAUGAAUGUAAGAGAAGAAAUAUAUGUGCUGAACAUCCCAUUGUAUCUCCAGAUUGUGAAAUAGAAGAUAAAGACACCACACAAGAUUCUCCGAGAGAAAAUCCUGUGGGCCCAAUUACACAUCCAGUGCUUCACAGUGUUAAUAUAUCAUCUGUUACUGCUAACCUUGAGGAAUGUUCUACUGAUACCUCAGAUGUUGGUCCAUCUGUCAUAGCUCUUAGAGUAGAUAGAACAUUUCCCAGUUCUGCAUAUGCCAAAUGUUUCACAAACAGCACAAAGCUUAUUACCCAUAAGCCACCUAAGACAGGUGAGAGGCCAUUUCCAUAUUCUGAUCACAGGCAGUGUUUUACACUCAAAUCAGAUCUUGUUAGAGACGACAGAACUUACACAGGUGAGAAGCCAUUUCCAUGCUCUGAAUGUGGGAAAUGUUUUACAAACAAAUCAGCUCGUGUUGUACAUCAGAGAAGUCACACAGGUGAGAAACCAUUUCCAUGCUCUGAGUGUGGGAAAUGCUUUACACAGAAAUCAUCUCUUAUUAUACAUGAGAGAAGUCAUACAGGAGACAAACCAUUUCCAUGCUCUGAGUGUGGGAAAUGUUUUACUUUCAAAGCAGAUCUUUUUAGACAUCAGAGAACUCACACAGGUGAAAGGCCAUUUCCAUGCUCUGAGUGUGGACAGUGUUUUACACAGAAAUCAUCUCUUGUUAUGCAUGAGAGACGUCAUACAGGUGAGAAACCAUUUCCAUGCUCUGAGUGUGGGAAAUGUUUUAGACGCAAAUCAUAUCUUGUUAUACAUGAGAGACGUCAUACAGGUAAGAGGCUAUUUACAUGUUCUGAGUGUGGGAAAUGUUUUACACAGAAAGUAGCUCUUGUUAAUCAUGUGAGACAUCAUACAGGAGAAAGGCCAUUAACAUGUUCUGAAUGUGGAAAAUGUUUUAUGUACAAAUCACAGCUUGCUGAACAUCAGAAACAUCACACAGGUGAGAAGCCAUUUUCUUGCUCUAAGUGUAAGAAAUGUUUUACUCACAAAUCACAGCUUGUUGCACAUGAGAGACAUCACACAGGUGAGAGGCCAUUUUCAUGCUCUGAGUGUAUGAAAUGUUUUGCUGUCAAAUCACGUCUUGUUACACAUCAGAGAAGUCACACAGGUGAGAAACCAUUUCCAUGUGCUGAGUGUGGAGAAUUUUUUACAUACAAAUCAUCUCUUGCUAGACAUGAGAGAACUCACACAGGUGAGAAACCAUUUCCAUGCUCUGAGUGUGGGAAAUGUUUUGCACGAAGGUCAACUCUUGUUAAACAUAAGACAAGUCACUCAGGUGAGAGGCCAUUCCCAUGUUCUGAAUGUGGAAAAUGUUUUAAACUCAAAUCACAUCUUGUUAGACAUCAGAGUAGUCACACAGGUGAGAAGCCAUUUACCUGCUCAGAAUGUGGGAAAUGUUUUACACAGAAAUCAUCCCUUGUUACACAUAAGAGAUGUCACACAGUUGAGAAACCAUUUCCAAGCUCUGAAUGUGGGAAAUAUUUUGCACAAAAAUAAACUGUUGAACUAUAUGCUCAUAUACAAUUUUGCCAUUAUUUUUAUGACUGCAUUUAUUUAUUUUAUUUUGACCAAUGGCGGCACUACUUUAUUACUAUAAGAAUAUGUCAUUACAGUACGUAGGGUUUUUAUAAGGAGGCUUUGUUUUUGCUUUAUAAAUUAGUAACUUGGUAUCUGCAGACCAGGGCUACCAGGAAGGUCCAUUGCUAAUCAAUUGUAGUCAUGUUAACCUUAUUAAAGGACCAGACCCAAUGCUGCCUAGUACAAAGCUACAACUAUAUCCUUGUAUGUUUUAUUUUGUAAAUAACCAUGAUUUGUGUUGAAAUGCAAGAUGUGCUCCAUUACAUCCCACCUGUCUGCUUAUUUCACCUACAGUUCUACAUAAUAUCCAAAAAUCUUCAUAAAUAAUGCACAUAUCUGUAUUAGGGGUCUAUUUACUAAACAUUGGAUGGUGAUAAAGUCGCUCCGGGAGAUAAAGUACCAGCCAAUAUCCUGUGACCAAUCCUGGUGCUCAAAUCUCCGGAAAUACUUAAGUCCUGGCCAUCUGAUGAUAAAGAUUUCUUUUUCAUCCACUAGGGGACACUAGAGUACAUCUUUACAGUGGGUAUAGAAGUGUAGUUACUGGGAGCUGGGCACUUUUAAGACAUUUAGAAGUGUGACUGCUUCUUCACCUCUAUACCCCUCCAAUAAACCAGGCUUAGUUUAGUGCUUGAGGGAGCUGGACAUGUUCUGGUUUUCUCCUUAAGGGGAAGAAAAUGUCUUCAAGCAGCAAGAAGAGAUUACAGGCAGAGGUUGCCCCUGCCUGUUUGCAUCACUGCCGGUGUUCCCUCAACUGCUCGUGGUUCAGGCAGGGACCCCCGGCUCAGAGACCACCAUCUCUAGGGGUACACCAGACCCGCUGCAUUCAGCGUGAGUUAUGGUCCCCUAGCCUUGACCACCACAGGCCAGCUUAAGGGCAACAUUUCAGUAUAAUGCCCCAAUUAGUAGGACACCAAGCAUAAAACAAAUGGUGGUCGUUUAAAAAAAGGCCCCAGAUAUGGUGGGCACGGAGCUAACUCCCGCAGUUCAGCACGCAGCUCCCACAUGCCCCGGCGCCGGAAGUCAGAGCUACCGCUGGCAGAGAGUGCAGGGAACGGGUUGUUAACUACAAACCCUUCUAUAAGCGAUCGGAGGCUGCAGCAGGGAACAGCGCUGAGACUGAAGCUUACAUGGACCGUGAGUCAGUGGUGUAUAGCGGAUCAGGAGAGUCAUUGUGCACAUGUAACAGUAUAAGUUGAGUUACAGUAAUAUUGUGCCUAGCGUGUUUAGUGUUCCUUCUCUGCCCAUCUCUCCUGCCUAUCUUUUUCUCAGUCUCUAGUCUAACACUGUCCACUACGCUACGGUGUUGUUUUGUUGUCAAUGUGUUUAACCAUGGCUGGUUGGGGAUCAGAACCUGCAUAAAAGUCCUUUACUUGCACAAAGUUCACAACUAAAUUCACACAAGAAUAGUCCUCUAGUUCCUUAUACUGUGAAUCGUGUGAUCCUCACACAGGAACACAACAGCAGGACACACCAGUUUGGGCGUCACAGCUCAAUCCCGUUAUGUCUCACUUGACUGCAGUACUAGAAGCCUCUCGUAAAGAGAGGGAGGCUGCUAGGCAGGUGUGACCGGACGGCUCCGUAUGAAAGCCCUCGCGUCCCACCCAGUCACAGAAUGGAGUUUAGAUCACACGGGACCUGGCCAAUUAGUGGAUUCCUGCUUACCAUCAGUAACCACCUGUUGCUGACUCCACCCACUUGCCGUGGCAUCUGGAAUCACUGUUCUGCUCAGGCUUCUACCGCCAGCACCUGAAAACUGCUGUGUAUACAUCGUACCACUAGCCACACCUCCUGUCUGGCAUCAGUUGUCUCCCACUGAUCCUAGACCAGAUCCAGUAGGGUAGCCUGGCAGAGGGUUGAAAUUGGAGACGCUAGGUUUCCCCAGACAGGUGAAAAAUGGAGAUAUGUUUGGCACAGUCCUGCAGGUCACAGGAUGAAGCAGUCCUCUUGAGGCAGAAGAUGUUUAUUUGCCCACAUAAGGCCUAAUUCAGACCUGAUCACUAGCAAUUUUUUCACUGCUGCAAUCAGAUAAUCGCCGCCUACAGAGGGAGUGUAUAUUAGCUGUGCAAGUGUGCAAACGCAUGUGUAGCAGAGCUGUACAAACAGGUUUUGUGCAGUCUCUGCGCAGCCCAGCAUUUACUCAGACGCUGCGAUCACAUCAGCCUGUCCGGGACCGGACUUGACAUCAGCAACCCUCCCUGCAAACACAUGGACACGCUUGCAUUUUUUCCAGACACUCCCUGAAAACGGUCAGUUGCCACCCUCAAAUGCCUUCUUCCUGUCAAUCUCCUUGCAUCUGCCGUGCGAACGGAUCCGUCACACAAACCCAUCGCUUGGCGUUGAUCCGCUUUGUACCUGUGCGUUGCGACUGCGCAUUGCGGUGCACGCACAGUUUGGACCUGCGAUCAGGUCUGAAUUACCCCUGUAGUUCUAAAAAGAACUCAGCAGUACAGCAGAUGUUUACAGCAGAAAGUAUUUCAUAUACUACACCUUUACACAGGGCAGUAGCCCUCCUUUCAUUUUACUCCAGUACACAUACCACAGGGGGUAAGCCCACCCUGAGUCUUUUCCGUCCAAUCAAGAUAUCUUACAAAAAAUAAAUAAAUUACAUUUUGAAAGGCUUUAAUUACUGCAUAAAGCAAUUUCCUCCUUCCUGUCACACACAAAGUUUGGUGUCCAUUAAACUACUUCCUUUACCACCUGGCAGUUUACAAUUUGCCUUUGAUACAUUUAUCACAUAGCUUAUCAAAAUACGGUAUGUAUUUGAUUUCUCAAACAAAUGUUCCUCAUCCUUUUCCUGCAUAUACCAUUCAGGAUUCGUAUAUCAAUCAAACCAGCUACAUAAAUAAAUACAGGUUCCAAACCCAAUCUGACACCUUACAUAUGGAAUAAAGAAAUCCCCUUUAUUAACACCUUUGUCUAAGGAACUCACACUCCCAGCAUAUUAACUGCUGUGCGCUGUCCCACAUCAGAAGGUUUUGUCAUUCACCAGAUCUGCUAGGAUAUGGCAAUUAGCAUCCCAUCUUCUAGUCACAGAAGAUAGGGAAUCCUUAUUCAGUCAUAUAUAGUAAGUGCAUUGUUUCCCUUUUAAAAUACAUGUGAGCACAUCUUAAAUAUAAACAUGCAAUCCUAUAACUGCACUACAUAUGACAUGUUAAAACAUAUCAUUUAAAAAUUGUCGUCAAGCACCCAUUGCCUCUGUAAAAUGGUGCCGGGCAGGGAGGGUUAACCCCUUCAGCGCCGCACCACCAUUAACCAUGUGGCCGACAGAGUCUCCGGCCACAGCAGGUAACUGUCCCCUCACCAGAUCCUGAACCAGCCUGGGCUCAAGCCUUAGCUAGGUCAGUGGAAGGGCUCACUAAGAUCAUAGCCCUAUCACUCUCUGUAGCCCCUCAGGCCUCCAAAAAGAGGCAGCUACCCUCAGUCCUACAGUCAGACGACUCAGAGGAUGACAGGUUGCUCCUCUAGAGGAGGGCAAGUUCUCUGAUUCAGGGGAGGAACAGGUCCCGAAAGAGCCGGAACCUAUAUCACAGGACAUAGAGGCAUUGAUAACAGCUGUACACCAGGUUUUAAAAGUAGAAGAAGAGGACCAAGGUCCGUCAACAGCCUAUCUUUGGUAAAAAAAAAAACAGCUGACUUUUUUACUGUAUCUGAGGAACUGGAUUCUAUCCUGACCUCUGCAUGGAAACACUCAGAUCUAAAAUUCAAGUGUCCUGUCGAUUCUUAUCAACAUAUCCCUUUCCACCAGAUAGUAGAAUAGCAUGUGAGAGUCCACCUAAGAUAGAUCAUUCAGUGUCUCAUCUGUCUAAGAAGACUGUACUGCCAGCACCAGCAGCCACCUCCUUAAAGGAGGCAUCAUACAGGAAAUUGGAGAACACAUUAAAAUUGAUUUACACAUUUGCAGGAGUAACCCCACAUCCUGCAAAUGGUAGGCUGCUGGGUAAAUAAGACCAUUGAAACAUGGGCAAGACAAUUAGCUGAAGGUAUAAAAGCAGGAUUUCCACAAGAGGAAGUUUAUUUGGAGGAUGCAUCUAAGGAGGAAUGUACUCUUGUGUCCAGGUCCUCCGCAUUAGCAGUGUCGGCCCGCUGAGCUCUCUGGCUACGACACUGGCAAGCAGACACAGAAUCCAAAAAAGCAGUGGAAACUUUGCCAUUUUGGGGAAAUGUUCUCUUUGGAGAAGAACUAGAUAAGUGGAUCUCAAAUGCAACUGGGGGUAAGUCUACUUUUCUCCCCUUAGCGGCAACACCCACUAGGAAGAUAUAUUCUGGGUCCUUCCUUUCGUGCCACAUGGAGAUCCAGAGGUUGCUCCAGAGGAGGAUCAACACUUUCCCGUGGUUUCAGAGGACACGGCAGAGCAACUUCAAGCUCAUCCUUCCAGGACACCAAAUCUACCACACAACCUAGCACAUGACGGCUUUCUCUCUGACCUGGGGUACCCCAGAGUGGGAGGACAUCUGCGGGACUUUGCGAAUGUCUGGACAGAGACAUGCCAAGAUGCCUGGGUUCAGGACCUCAGCAUCCUGUGGUAAAAACUUGAUUUUAAGUUUCAACCUGCACCUCAGUUUUUAACCACAGGUUUGCCAGUUUCCAAUGACAGGAGUGUUGUCCUCCAGGAGGCUAUAGAAAAGCUUCUAAUGGCAAGAGUGUUGAGACCUGUACCCAGACAUCAACAAAAACAGGUGUUCUACUCCAGUUUGAACAUGGUACUGAUGCCAGAUGGUUCGGUCAGACCCAUUCUGAACUUGAAGGAUCUCAACCACUUAUUGAGAAGUUGCAAGUUCAAGAUGGAGUACGAUUGCUCAGUGAUUGCAGGGUUGGAGUCAAAUGAGUUCUUGGUGUUGUUGGACAUAAAGUAAGCUUAUCUACACAUACUCAUCUGGCCACCACACCAGAUGUACCUGUGAUUCGCAAUUCAAAAUUCACAUUACCAGUUCCAAGCCUUACCCUUCGGCCUGUCAUUGGUGCCCAGGGUAUUCAUGAAGGUUAUGGCGGUAAUGAUGGCUCUUCUAAGAUCACAGGGGAUCACGGUCACCCCAUACCUGGAUGGAUGAUAUUCUCUUAAAAGCUUCCUCCAGAGACCAAUUAAUUCAAAACAUAGGGGUAACACAGAGGCUCCUCAUAAGACAUGGGUGAAUCCAAAACUUUGCAAAAUAUCAGUUACAGCCAACACAGAGACUGUAGUUUAUGGGCAUGAUUCUGGACACGGCAAGACAAAAAAAAUUCUUCCCUCAGGAUUAAAAUAGAGCCAUUCAGGAAAUUGUAAGGAAGGUACUGUAACACAUAAGAGUCUUGGUACACUUAUGCAUAAGACUUCUAAGGAGGAUGGUGGAGGCCUUAGAAGCAAUUCCAUACAGCCAUUUUCAUUCAGGACCAUUUCAACUGAACCUUCUGUCUCAAUGGUCAGGAUCCCAUUUGUUCCAUCACCAGACAGUGAAACUAGCCCCUAGAACUCGGAUAUCUCUCCUUUGGUUGCUGACCUCAUUUCACCUAAUGGAAGGCAAGAGGUUCGAAGUGUGAGAUUGGACUCUCCUCACCACAGACACAAGCCUAUGAGGAAGGGGAGCAGUGACUCAGAACACUCACUACCAGGGCUGUUGUACUCCUCAAGAAACAACACUGCCAAUAAACAUCCUAGAACUAAGAACAGUGUUCUUUGCACUACAGUUGGCACACCAUCUGUUGCUGGGCCAAGCUGUCCGAGUCAAGUCAGACAAUGCUACAGUAGUGGCUUACAUAAACCGACAAGGCGGCACCAGAAGUCAAGCAGCAAUGAGAGAGGUAAGCCGCAUACUCCGGUGGGCGGAGGAACAUGCCAUAGCAAUGUCAGCAAUAUUCAUUCCAGGCGUGAAAAAUUGGGAAGUCGACUACCUCAGUUGGCAGGAUGUAGAUCCAGGGGAGUGGACUCUACAUCCUCAAGUGUUCCAACAAUUAGUCCAUUGGUGGAGCCUUCCAACAAGUCGACCUUAUGGCAUCCAGUCAAAAUCACCAACUACCAAGAUAUCACUCUCGAACAAGGGAUCCAGCAGCAGAGGUAGUAGACACUCUAAUGUCUCCCUGGCAGUUCCACUUUGUCUACCUAUUCCCACCAUUUCCUCUGCUGCCUCACCUUUUUCAGCGCACCAAAAGAGAAAAGGACUUAGUUCUAUUAGUGGCCCAAGAUUGGCUAUGCAGAACUUGCUACUCUAACAUUCGGCUGCUUCUAGUAGAUGAUCCGAGGCCUCUACCGCUGCAAGACAACCUUCUUCAACAAGGUCCUUUCAUCUAUCCAGACUUAAGGUGGCUUAAUUUGAUGGCGUGGCUUUUGAGUGGGCAAUCCUAAGGAGAAAGGGUAUUCCAUUGAUUUUUAUACCUACAAUGCUUAGGGCUCUAAAGGUUACUUCAAAACACUACCAUCGCAUCUGGAAGGUGAAGCCUGUUGUGAAUGUUGGGGAGAGUCUCCAAUUGUCUUCAAGAUGCCUCGGCUACUUCUUUUCCUGCAGACAGGGUUUUCUGCUGGAUUAAGGCUAGGAUCUCUGAUGGUACAGGUCUUUGCAUUAUCUAUUUUCUUCUAAAAGAAACAGGCAUUAACUCCAGAAGUUCAGAUAUUUCUUCAGGGAGUUGUCCAUCUACAACCACCUUUUAUUCUGCCCACUGCUCUGUGGAAUCUGAAUAUUGUCCUUUAAUUUUUAGUGAUCCCUGUGCUUCAGCCAGGAGGGAGUCAGAACUCGGAACUCUCUCCUCUCGUCCUCCAUAUUUAAUAUUCCAUGGGGAUAAGGCUGCACUCCACAAAAGGAUGUAAUUCCUUCCAAAGGUGGUCUCAGCAUUCCACAAUAACCAACCUAUUGUGGUACCGGUUCUUCCAGAAGAUUCUCCUGCUUCUAAAUCCCUGGACAUCAUCAGGGCUCUCAAUAUCUAUGUGGAAAGAACUGCUUCUUAAAGGAAAUCGGAUUCAUUAUUUGUUUUGUAUGAUAUCGCUCGACCAGGCUGGCCAGCUUCAAAGCAAACAUUGGCAUGAUGGAUACAUUUGACCAUCACACAGGCUUAUAUAGUCAUCCAGGGAGCCUCCAGCUUCCAUUACAGCACAGUCUAUAAGCUCCUAUCAGGCAGAGGUGUUCGCGGGGCGGGGGGAUGCAACGCUCCAUUUCCCAGGCGGAGACGGAGCGUUGCAAGGACGGAAGUGGUCAAACGGCGGAGGAAUCAUGGAAAUGGGGGGCGUGGCAUGAGCGUGAUCACGGCGGCUGCUUGACAUCGCGCGCACCCGCCGUGAUCAGAAUGGUGGCAGCAGGCCUCCUGCAGCCACAGCCAAGCUGCGCCGGCAGGAGGCAACCUUAAUUUCUACAAUGAAGCAGAAAUUGUGAUGCGAUUGCAAUUUUUGCUUCAUCAAGGGGAGAGGCGGCGGUUAGCAUGCUAGGUGGCCUUGCUUUGCAAUGGGUGACCCCCAGCAUGCACUCACAUGGAUUGCUAAUUAGCAGAAUUUGCAAUCCAACCUGAAUGAGGCCCACUGGACGCCCACCCUGCACUGUUCAAUCCUGCCGUGGUUAUUGCCCUACUGCUCCAUUGCACCAGGACCGACAUCACUGCUGGCUAAAGAAGUAUUUAGACUCCAUCACAGCUGGCCAGCUGACAGCUGAAGUAUUUGAUUACAUCCUAUACUGAACAGUACACAUUUUGUAUUUAUUUAUAUUUACGUUUUUUAUGUGAGCACAGCACAAUGUAAGUGCUAGAGCUGUGGGGGGACACCACAUAUACCCCACCUGGACAUUCCAAAUCCAUUCCAUCCACUAUUAGCACAUAUGAGUUCAAAGUCUUGUGUGAAGAUCUACUGGAUAAACAAAUAAGUCAUUAAACAACAAAUACAAAUAGACAUUGGGGUUAAUUCAGAGUUGAUCACCGCAGCAAAUUUGUUAGCAGU